AUGGAAAGACUGAGAGCCCAAGAAGAUAUCAAGAAAGGGCCAUGGUCUGGUGAGGAAGAUGAGAUACUGAUGAACUUUGUAAAGGAAAAUGGCCCCAGAGACUGGAGCUCCAUUCGAUCCAAAGGGCUCUUACCAAGAACUGGAAAAUCUUGUCGUCUCAGAUGGGUCAAUAAACUUCAACCCAACUUAAAAAAAAGGCAUGUUAAGCUAAUUGUUCCCGCUUCUUGUUCUUUUAUCUGUCGAACUUGCAUUCUACACAUUGUGAAAAGAAGAGGAUGCAAAUUUUCAGCAGAGGAAGAGAGAGUGGUCUUGGAGUUGCAGGCUACACUUGGAAACAAAUGGGCAGCAAUAGCUACAUAUUUGCCCGGAAGAACUGAUAAUGAUGUGAAGAAUUUUUGGAGCACGAGGCAAAAGAGGCUGGCCAGGAUACUGCGAGCAUCAUCACAACCAAACAGGGCGCACAAGCAUACAGCUAAAGCACCGGUUGUAAAUGAAGCUUCUACUUUGCAAGCCUCUGUUUCCAGCUUCAAUCAGGUUAAAGAGACUUCAUUACAAUGUCAUAUCUGCUCCUGUUUUUGGUCUGAAAAUGCCAAUGCUAUCAAUAUUUUGCCACCACCAGAUUGCCUAAACAUGGGUACAGCUGGUGUGAUCUCGGGUGUUCCUCCAGCAGUUGAUGAGCAUACAAGUCCUCCCCAACUCUGCAUCCAGAGCAACAAUCAUCAACCAUCUGUUUCACCUCCUUUUGGAAUCUCUUUCAGCACUGAGCAGCCUAAACCAGCACUGAAUAACCUUCCCCUUUGGCAAGAAAAUCAGGAUUUUGGGGCGGAACUUGGUGAGCCAAAUUUUAUGGGUGCGUUGACGCAACAAGAAUCUCUGGAAGUUGGAAAUAUGGCACAGCAUAACCUGGGAUUGUCACUGGAUGAAUUGGAGGCCACUGGCCAGAAUUUUAGUGAGAUUAAUGACUAUAAGGAUAAGAUGUUGACGAUACCUGAUACUCUAUUUGGUGAUCUCUCGGAUGACAUGCUUGAUAAUCUAGAUGCAGUUCCAAGAUCAUCUUCUUAA
Molecule: messenger RNA, 1062 nt
Organism: Coffea arabica (coffee)
Lineage: Eukaryota; Viridiplantae; Streptophyta; Magnoliopsida; Gentianales; Rubiaceae
Source: RefSeq, a predicted model, not a curated record